AUGAAGGAGCAUCAGUCUCUGGAAUCUCCUCGGCUUGUUCACAGACGUUUCUCACUCAGCAACUACGAGUUAUCUAAUCCGUUUUCACUACGCUUCGUUCACGGCCCCGUGCAUUCACACACCGUGUUGCAAAACACCCAGGCGGAUAUCCAACAAACGAUAGAUAGAUCAGACAGAGAUCGAAGAAACAGAGACGACGAAUCGAGGGUAGCAGAAGAGUUAAACGAGAAUAAGGGGAGAAGGAAUCGGAGAACUGGGCUUUCCUUCGAGCAUAGGCAAAGAAGCACGCAAACUGGCUCCGGAGAUCACUGUCUGGCCGUGAGAGAACUCGCGCUGCAAACCGGCAUCCUCGAACAACGGACCGACAAGCAACCGAUCGUAGCACAGGCGGCUAACGCGACCAACACGUCGAGUAGACAGAAAGAAAGCUCGUUGAGCGGUGACACCAUGGCUCCGAGUGCCGAGGAACAACGCCAAGAUGUGGCCACCGACGAAAAUACGAUUGAUUGCACGAUGAUUCACCGUGUUUUCUCGUGGCUUCCAGAACCCAAGGAUAAAAUCGCAGUGAGGACCCCGGGGAUAACCAAGUCACCCCGGAAGUUCGCGGGGGUUGUGAUCGCAAUGUGCGGCCUACCAGGUCGUGGAAAAACCCAAGUGGCUCAGUGUCUUUCGCGCAGGCUCAACUGGAACGGCGAUUCCACGAAAGUAAUGAGGGUCAGCGACUACCGAAGGAAAAGGCUGGAACCGUACGGAGAGGCGGUGUCGCACGAGCUGUUUCGCCCGGAUCACACGGCGAACGCAGCUUUGAGAGCCCUGGCCCAACGAGACGCGAUGCACGACUGCGCUGCGUGGCUUGCAGCCGGGAAUUCCGUAGCUAUCCUGGACGCCACGCUGGUGACACGAGCGCAGCGCGCCGAGGUCUUCGACUAUUUUUCCGGGCAGCUCGGUUAUCGCGUCCUUUUCAUCGAGUGCGUCUGCGACGAUCUGGUCGCGCUGGAGCGAAAUUACAAGGAGAUAUUGCGCUACAGCGCCGAUUACGCUGGCAUGGAUCCGGUCAGGGCCGAGGAAGAUCUACAGCUGAAGAUAGCUCAUUACGCGGAAUCCUACGAGCCGAUGGACGAGAAGACCUAUCCGCGUAUCCGCAUAGACACGGCGAGCAUGGACAUCGAGGCUCGUAAAGUGUCUGGCCACGUGGAGACGAGCGUUCUUGGAUAUCUUGGAAGCGUCAUGAUCAAGCCGCACACUCUUUACUUCUCUCGGCACGGUGAAAGUGAGUACAACGUGUUGGGUAAGGUCGGCGGUGACGCGGUUCUAAGCGCACGCGGCGAGAGAUACGCACAAGCGUUGGCCACCAAGUUCAACGCUAUGCGCAUUCCUGACUUGCGCGUGUUGACCAGCCGUCUUCGAAGGACUAUCGCCACUGCUCGUGGCGUGGAGGCACCUCAAGAACACGUGGCAGCACUCAACGAGCUUCACGCUGGCAUCUGCGAGGGUCUCUCGUACGAAGAGAUGCAGGAGCAUUAUCCUCAG
Molecule: messenger RNA, 1530 nt
Organism: Heterotrigona itama
Lineage: Eukaryota; Metazoa; Arthropoda; Insecta; Hymenoptera; Apidae
Source: the annotation of a GenBank genome assembly